CUCCGGCCUCUCUCAAGAGUGGAGGGAAAACGAUGGAGACCGAGUCCCGGGCGCAAACAACAAAUCAGACGCAAACAGAUUCAUUAUCUCCAUCCCCUAAUCCUGUGUCACCUGUGCCUUUGAAUAACCCAACAAGCACCCCAAGAUACGGAACUGUGAUCCCUAAUCGCAUCUUUGUAGGAGGAAUUGACUUUAAGACAAAUGAAAAUGAUUUAAGAAAAUUUUUUUCCCAGUAUGGGUCUGUAAAAGAAGUGAAGAUUGUUAAUGACAGAGCUGGAGUGUCCAAAGGGUAUGGUUUCAUCACUUUUGAAACUCAAGAAGAUGCACAAAAGAUCUUACAAGAGGCUGAAAAACUUAAUUAUAAGGAUAAGAAACUGAACAUUGGUCCAGCAAUAAGAAAACAACAAGUAGGGAUUCCUCGUUCUAGUAUAAUGCCAGCUGCUGGAACAAUGUAUUUAACCACUUCAACUGGAUAUCCAUAUACUUACCAUAAUGGCGUUGCUUACUUUCAUACUCCAGAAGUAACUUCUGUCCCACCAUCUUGGCCUUCACGUUCCAUAUCUAGUUCUCCUGUGAUGGUAGCUCAGCCGGUUUACCAACAGCCUGCAUAUCACUACCAGGCCCCAGCACAGUGUCUACCAGGGCAGUGGCAGUGGGGGGUUCCCCAGUCCCCUGCAUCUUCUGCUCCAUUCUUGUAUCUGCAACCUUCUGAGGUUAUCUAUCAACCAGUAGAAAUUGCACAAGAUGGUGGCUGUGUUCCUCCUCCACUGUCUCUGAUGGAAGCUUCAGUUCCAGAGCCUUAUUCUGACCAUGGAGUUCAAGCAGCAUAUCACCAGGUUUAUGCUUCAAGUGCCAUUGCUAUGCCUGCACCUAUGAUGCAACCUGAGCCAAUUAAAACAGUGUGGAGCAUUCAUUAUUAAGACAAUUGGGCAG
Messenger RNA from Psammomys obesus (fat sand rat), 933 nucleotides. RefSeq names its product boule homolog, RNA binding protein (gene Boll). The record is from RefSeq and is a predicted model, not a curated record. Lineage: Eukaryota; Metazoa; Chordata; Mammalia; Rodentia; Muridae. Gene Ontology annotation, molecular function: protein binding; RNA binding. The transcript is spliced from 11 exons. The coding region runs from base 33 to 920 and encodes 295 amino acids.